AUGAGGGCGCGGUCUAAAUUCGGCAUUUAAUACCAUCAAAUACAGUUCUCACACAAUUGCGUCCUUGGACAGGUAUUUGGGUUAGAAAAAUUACCCAUUGACAACAUAGAGGGCAAACGUUCACGGCGCAUAUCGAGUAGGUACCGACUACCAACCAUUGUCCGAUUUGUAUAGGGACAAUCAAAAUCUAUGAGCACAGCAUUCGAAUCACGCACCCGUAUUCGUUCCGACAUACCGUAAUACGAAUAAGGCGACAAUUGUGCACCGAACGAUAUUAUUAGCCGUGCAAGUUUAGUCACAGGACGACGUUUCUGAACGUUGUAUUUACGGCGCGAAAAUUUCGGCAGUAAAUUUCCGCGUUCCCAUUUCAAAUAUUUAUUUAUUUUCAUAACUUUCUAACGUUUGUAUGAGACGCAACCGUAACGGCCUCCUUGCUAAUCUAUUCAAAAGAGAUUGUAAUUAAAUUCUAUUCGCUUCGUUACUUUUAUAUAACUUUAUUAUAAUGUUUUGGCAGGUAGUUGGGAGUUGUUUUUAAAUGUUUUAGUUGUAAUAUAUUUGUGGACAGCGCCGAUCGUGUUGUUGUGCGGUGUUUUUUUUUAAAUACAUUGACUUGAAUGUGGACAUAAUAAUAUGGAACGUUACGUAGUGACGCGGCGUUCGAAACGCAAAAAUGAUGGACUGUUAACGAAAUGGAGAAGAAAAUGCAGUAUUUUGAGUCGACGAUCUUGGAUUACAAAUGGAUACGACUUGAAUAAUGCCAGUUACGUGAUAAACAGACGAUACUCGAAAGACAAGAUGUCACCGGUGUGCCACAACUUCGUGCAGAACGCGUGGAAGAAGGACUUCUGCUCGAACUGCUUCAAGUCGCGCGAGGAACAUGUCAAGCAGGAGCGGGGUACCGACGGCGGCAAGUACAUCAACACGCCCUUCCAACACAGAAGCACAUUCUUCAAGAAGACGCCGCCAAGCAUACUCAAGGUACACACGAAAAAGAAAAACAAACGAAACGUCACCUUCCCUGAAGAAGUAUGCAGUGUUAUAGGCUUCGGAGGCGACGACUGGUCUGAUGGAGAGGAAUUCGAAAUGUCAGAAGAAACUGAAGACGAAGACCCCUUCCCAGACACCGAGGAGGAAAGAGAACUACACAAAAUCACCAAGUCCAACACGGACUUCAAUACAGUCAAAGCUAAUCUGUUAGGAGACUCUGCGGCUAAAACGUACACAUCUCUGUUACUCGGCAAGAUGCAAACAGACUCCGAUGGCAAAAAGAAAACUCUGUUGGUAUCUGUAACACCCUUCGGACAGGAGAAUAAAUCUAAUCAUAAGUCACACGUUCGCAAACCCGCCGUUAUACACGUAUCGGAAGCGGCUGAAGAUACGUCGAAUAGCUAUAAAACUAAUAUAAUUCUAUCGUCUUAUGUUAAAGAAAAUGAAACUAUAAUAAGCGCAGAUAAUAACAGUGCACCUAUUUGUACAGAAAAGUCUUUGCUGGAGGAAAUAUCAGAGACUUUAGAACAAAACAGAAUGUCUAACGGCAGUGACAUGCAUUUGACCCAAAAAGAUAGCAGCAAACCCACGGUGGUUGAUGAGAAAAUGAAAGAAAGUAUGCAAGAUGAGCCUGAGAAGAAAGAAAUGUGUGAAAUUAAAAAGAAUGGUAUUGUCAGACAAUCGCCUUUACAAAAAACGCACGAGAGACCCAAGGUAAACCUAAGUCGGUCAGAGUUUAAAUUCUGUAAGAUUAACAUUGAGAGCAGCAGUGUUGACUCAGCUGUUAGCACUUUAAAUUCGACCGCUAAUAACUCGCUAGCCUCAGACGACGAGAGCUUUAGUGGCCGCACAGACUCGGACAAUGACGACAGCGGACAUUUUUCAGAAACACACAAAUGUGAGGAAACCGUUAAGAUAAAAGUGUUCAGUGAAGGCGAUAAGAACAUAAAGAUGUCACCAAUAGGACAAUUAAGAAAAGUCGACGGACAAGCAAACACUGGCUAUUCUACAUUCCAAAGUCCGAUCAUUGACAUGCCUCCGAUUAUACCUAAACAGCAGCCAGACAAUAUAUUCUCUGCGGAAGCCAGUCGUGAACUCGCGGGCGAGCCAGACGGCAGAGCCGACCCGGACGACGCUACGGAAGCGCCAGCCUUACCGAAAAGUCCUAUCCCCACUCUAGACCCGCGACCGUCUUUCUUACAUGGCAUGAUAUCAGACAUAUUGCCUGCACACAAACCGGCUUUACCAGAAAAACCCAAGUUGCCUGUCAAGCCAGUUAUCAAACAGACAACAAAAAAGAGUGUUAUCACAACAAGCCAGCAGCAAUUAAAUAUGUAUAUGCACUCAAAAAAUAAUGAGGAUGAGAAACUGAUUAAUGCAUUAAGUGAGGAAAAAAAUAAUGAGAUCACAGAGGUCCAUGAGGAUAAGGCAGAACCGAUUUAUUACGCGCAGCCUGUGUUGACUAAAGAGGAUAGUGACACUUCGCUCAAUAGUCUGUGCAAACGCAAAGCUCCGACACCACCCUUAUCACCCACUGUAGAUGAAUACCCGAACCUAUAUCAAAGAAACACAAACGGGUUUAUGAAGUCAGACGCACCGAUCGUCAGGGAACUAGAAAAAAGAGAACGAGCCACUAUAUCUUUGUCCAAUAAAUCAAAACCUGUCGAAGAACCGAUUGACAUUAAAAAGGUUGACAUAACACCCGAGCCAGCUCCGCGAAGGAACAUAUCCCUAUCUCACGACAACCUUCUACUGGACGACAAACGUAAGGGAAAACUAAAAUUCUCCAUAAAGAAACUACUUCGUAUAGGUUCGUCGAAGGAUCUCGAUAAAAAGGAACUAACUGUUCCGCCGUCGCCUAAGAUAGCGCCAAAAGUCGAAGAGAUAUAUGAUUUGACCCCGAAACCGAAGCCGCGCCUCGUUAUAAUACACCCGUUGGAUAUGAACGGUUCUAACGGAGUGGAGGUCGUCAAAUCGAACUGCGAGAUUUCGGGCAGUCUGCGUCGGCUUAGUCACGAUGAUGUGUCGUCAAUAUACAGUGGCUCUAGCUCAGCCACCGAGCCCGAGACCCCGAAAGUUGUGAACAAGCCUCCUCCCCCGCCGAGACAGUCGAGUGAGGAACAUAAAAUUGUGUCCACUGUUCCGAAGCCCGCCCGCCCACCACCACCGAAGUCUGCAGCUUUACAGAAAAAGCAAAAACAACAAACAUGGCUGAAUGCGCCUAAACAAGCCGAUAACAUUUAUGCCAAUUUAGGAGAAAUCCGAUCUGCGCUCGCGCCUCGAAAACCGGAACGAACUGCGAGUAUGCGCGAGAGAGAAGCCCGCUUGGAGUUACCUAAACGUAGGAAUCAGAUAGAUGACGACAAAGACGAAAUAGACGACGGACCUCAGGAGCUAGUGCAAGCGACCAACGACACCGUCAUACACAGCUACGACGACGUGUACAACACCGCCAAAUACGACGAGGAAAACUGUGACUCGGCCAAGAAUAGUGACAGUGAUUACGAGUACGUGCACCACGCGAGGUCCAGCUCACCCGAGUGCGACUCAGCCAUAAAACCCAGAGAGACAAACACCGAGAGAAUCGAAGUACGGAAAGAAGAGAACAACACCGAAUACCCGAAAUACAACAACGGUAUCUUCAACAGAACAUCGCUUCCGUACUGCGGAAGUGAGACCGAAUCUGAGAUCUAUUCACCGUACAGCUUCUACAGUUCAAACGACAACAUGGAUAGUCCUAGCAACGAGGAUUAUCAGAAUGAAUUGACACCAAAAACAACGACAAACAAGCUUCGGGUGCGGAAGGGGCGAAGCGUGGUGCACAGAAACUUGGAAGACAAUUAUGGAGCGGUCGUUAUUGCGAAUCACGAAGCACUCGCCCAGGUUUUAGAACAGGUCCAACAGAGCGCGACGAUGCAGCCUUCCCUCCGCGGGCUGAAGGCGUGCACCAACCUCAGGUGGAACGACUUCGCGAUCCAACAGCCUAAGCCGUGCCCCGUCAAGGCCGGCAAAAGAUUCUUCUAUCCGGCUAUCUGGAACUCCAGUCAAGGUCCAGUGAACGUAACGCUGAUGCUGUACAAGGAGCAGCUGGCGUCGCAGAUGGUGUGCCAGCAGUCGGUGCAGCAGACGCUGAGCCUCAACGCCGUGACCGAGUUCUGCGACCUCGUGCCUCUGCAGCAGUUCGGAGAAGAGGGCGAGGACUUGGUACAAGCUACGAUCGUAGUGCUGGCACACGCUCAAGUAGACACCAUCCAGUCUUACGGCGAGGCCCUGCACUCUGCUGAAGGCCUCUCCAAAGACCACCAGCUGGUCCAAACAGAACAGAUCCAUGAAGCCAUAUUCAUGAUGUUACAAGUCAUAAAUGGACUGAAGUGCCUCCAAGCUCGAGGAGUGGAAGAACUGCCGGAAUCUCUGACGUCAUUCAUAGCCCUGAAGGAGAUACAGCCGAUGGUCUCCCAUGGAAGUACCCUGAACUUGCCAUCGCCAGAUGACCGGCUGAACUCGCUGUGGGCGCCGAAAACUAACUCUUAUGGACGACUUUGCAUAUUACAGGGAUUGAGCGACGACAUUAACAGUAAAUCGACAGACGAGGGCCAUCUCAAUUCUCUAUGCAAAUGUGCGAUACGAGCCACCGAAAUACUCCUACCAGGGGAGAAACUGACUCCCCUCCUAAAAGAAAUACUUCACGAAGAACGAGCGGUAUCCCUCAACCAGGCUAAGUCUGUCCUAGAGUUCAUGCUCUGGGGUCCUUUAGACGUUGUCCAAGGAGUACCAGCUGAGGACAGGGAACUGUCCCUUCAAAGAUGGCUGGACCUAGAAAGGGCGACCGUCCUACACGGGCUGGUGAGGACCAGGGUCCAGUUGAACGUGUUUGAACAGCUCCACCUCAUGUUCUUAGUUCGGUCAACGACAAAAGCCAUGUGCGACGCCUCCGUACUACUCGAAAAAGCCAAUGUAUAUUAAUAAAUGUAAAUUAAAAAUUAAUUCUAAAAUCUUAGGAUCCUUAUGACUCGAUUUAGAAACUUUGUGUAUUUAAAAAAUGUAAUUACUUUAAAUGUAUACUGUAAGUCUUUAUUAGUUUAAUUUAAGGCACCUGAAGACUUGUUAGUUAAAUAUAUCUAUUGUUGGGUGUGGGACAUGAUUGGAAUGAUAUUAUUAAAUGUUUAUCUUUAUUAUAAAAAUAUAUGAGAUUGUAUUUUAAAGUAGUAACUGCCAUGUUAUGGGACCAAGAAUUAUUUAAAUCAAUUUUCAAUAUGAUGGAGUUGAAAUGAGAGAUAUUUUUAGUAAGCGCUUAAAGACUUCUGACUAAUGUGGUUGAUGCGUGGAAUAUUGUGGGAGAGCCGAGUAGACACUGAUAAAAUAAAAUCAUUUGAUUAUCAGCCCCUUAUCCAAGUAACAUUUCGAAAACCAUUAUCAUUAAAAGAAAACGCAUAAAUAGGUAAAAAUUACAGUUUCAGAUCACGUGACUAAACGAAACGAAAUUUCUUUUCCAUAUGAACGUUUUUCUUAAAGCUAGCAACUAGAAAAGUAUCGUGGAUAUAGGGGAAAAAACUGUGAACAUCUCGUUCGAUAUUUUUCAUUCGUCUUACUACGCCUUUACAAACCGUUCAUACAAAUCAAUAAUCAUUUAUAAAUGGCCAAAAGGCUAUAUACCCGAUCAGUCUGCCAGGGUGCCAAUAAAUAGAGCUGGAUCAUAUACUCACGUACUAAUCGGUGCCUUAUAGUAUUAUACGUAAACUGUAUUAUAUCGAAUGUAAUUUAUAUCUUCUAGAGCUCUGUUAAGAUAUCCGAGUUCAAAUUAUUAAUUUACCCUUGUAAGAAUUCAUCGAAUAUAAAAAUACAUAUUUCAUACUUUA
Molecule: messenger RNA, 5843 nt
Organism: Trichoplusia ni (cabbage looper)
Lineage: Eukaryota; Metazoa; Arthropoda; Insecta; Lepidoptera; Noctuidae
Exons: 7
Coding region: 631-4950 (1439 amino acids)
Source: RefSeq, a predicted model, not a curated record